Molecule: messenger RNA, 3381 nt
Organism: Lutzomyia longipalpis
Lineage: Eukaryota; Metazoa; Arthropoda; Insecta; Diptera; Psychodidae
Product: toll-like receptor Tollo
Exons: 9
Coding region: 1435-3225 (596 amino acids)
Molecular function (GO): protein binding
Source: RefSeq, a predicted model, not a curated record
UUCUUCCUCUCUCUCACAGCUAAAAGAAGUUGAGCAGUUCCACGCGAGACCCCUCGGUGAACGGAUGGUGCGAGUGUUGCUGAUGCUGAUACAUCCCUUGGCGCCCUUUCGAACGCAAUACGACGACCUAUAACCCCGUGUGUUCAGUUGCACAUUUCCGCUUUUUUUGUGUGCCUGCUUCAUCAUCCCUUCGUGGCAGAAUUUUUUAUUGUAACGUGUGACCCAUCCCCCGUGUAAGCGCGGGAUUGAAUUGCGAACGUCUCACAAACAGCAAAAAUCUUGCGGAUUUUUGUGAGACAGACGAGUGAUUUCUGUGUCGCGAAUUUCUUCUUCUUCCACUGUGUUUGCAAAAGGGGGGUUUUUUGUGGAGCAAAAAGUGGUUUAAACACAAGGAGGAGCGACUAGUUUGUCGUGCGGCUGAGGGACUUGGUGAGAGAGGUCAGGAGGGGUGGUGGCAAAGUGAUGGAAGGCAGAAAGAAAAAUUACAGAGUCUGUGUGUGCAAAUUUUAUUGAAGACUUGGUGACUUGACGACGGAAGUGAUUAUAUGUGACUCUUCUUUCACCCACAGAGUUACAGACCCACCUCUUCCGCCCCGAAGUCUUACAACUGUUGUGUUAGGGUUGUGCUGUCUGUGGGAAAAAUAUUGUAUAAAAAAGUAGGUGAACGGGGUUGAUGUUCACAACAUAAAAAAAUAUCCACCGCGAGUUUUCACUUUUCAAUUUAAAACGACAAGACAGCACAGGGAUAAAAAAAACAUCCCUCUCCCCAUUGGAGACAUACAUAACCAUUUCAGGCUCCCCCUAAAAGUGAAAUACAAGCACAAAUGAUGGGAAAAUAAAAAUGAUUGCUGUACUUUAAAUUAUCCCCCGAGAGUGGAUAAUUUUUUCUUUCUCUGAAUGAGUCAGUGAGAAGGGAGAAAAAAUAUCCGCAAUAAAUGAAAAUAUAGAAGGAGUGUAUGAGCUCUAAGAAAAAUCGUAUGAAAAAUAUUACUGGAAAAUACUUUGCCGGAGGAACAAUAUCUGCGGGAGUGUGAAGUGUAGUAAUAAAAAAAGAACAGUGGAAAUAGUUGAAAUAACUCAAGUGUAUCAGAUUUUAUUUCCUCUGCCAUUUUCAAACUCGCCCAGUUUUCUUCAUUUUGACGAAGACGCUGCCGGCUAAAGAAAACUUCCAUCUAAACAUUUUCUUCUCUUAAAAACAAGAAGAAAUUCAAAAAAUUUCCUGCAGUUGUGUAAUUCCAUAUACAUACAUUUGUCUCCUCACCACAACAUACCCCCCACGAAAAAAAAAUACAUUGAGUGCUAAGGGUGCAAAAUAGUGUCUGAUUGCGAUAAAAAACAGUGAAUAAAGCGAAUAAGCGUGAAGAAAAAAAUAAUAAUAAAACUCCAGGGAGUACUUCUGAAUGGAUAAUUGCAGACAAAAGAGCCACUAGAGAAAUGCCAUUAACCCAAUUACUCGUCGUUGGAGUUUUGCUGACAUUCAGCAUUGCUUCGGGGAAGCAGCCCCUAAAAUGCCCAUCAGAAUGUGCCUGCAGCUUGGAUUUCAAAGGACGCCAUCAGACCGUUUGCACCAGAGGUGGAAUGACUGGGUUUCCUGUGACGUCAAUCGACAAUGACACUCAGGUGAUUGUCAUUCAAGGCCCAAGGAAUCACAUUAGCAUCGGUCCCAUCUUUGAGAAGUUCCACUACCUCGAGGUGUUCCGUGUGACGGAUUCCAAUGUUCCAGCCAUCGGACAACACACCUUCUGGGGUCUUAUCCAUCUCAAGGUAGUUGAUCUCAGUCGGAAUAAUAUUACAUUGAUACGGGAGGAUAACUUCCGGGGGCAGGACAAUCUACUCGAGUUAGAUUUGUCAGGGAAUAAAUUAAUACGAAUACCCAGUGCUACCUUUUCCCACCUAUCUGACUUACGAAAUCUCAGCUUAGCGGAUAAUUUUCUCGUUGAGCUUAUGCCGAGACAAUUUUUAAAUCUUGCUAAUCUCAAGCAUCUCGAUCUGAGUGGUAAUCCUAUUGUGGACUUGAAACCAGAAGUCUUUCGGGAUAUCCAGAAAUUGAAGACAUUCCGCUGUCGACGGUGUCAACUGGAGAAGGUCAACCCAAUGCUCUAUUCAUAUCUACGGAUGCUCAAUGUGCUGGAUUUGGGGGAUAAUCAUUUUCGCUACUUGGAUAAGGAAGAAUUUCAGCACCUAAAGCUCCUGCAUACACUUCGUUUCGAUGGGAAUCAACUAUCGGUUAUUGUGGACUUCCUCUUCUCUAUGCAGCGCAAUCUUCAGGUCUUGGACAUGGCACACAAUCGUAUUGUAAAGGUGGCAGGAAGUGCUUUUGAGAAUCUCGUCAAUCUCACGCAUUUGGAUCUGUCGUACAACAAAUUAAUGAGCUUGGAUAUGAGUAGUGUGAAACCAUUAGUUUCACUCCAAGUGCUGAAUAUCAGUGGGAAUAAACAAUUGGAUCUCGAUGAGAGCAAAUAUGCAUUUGAGGAGCUGAAGACUUUGACAACACUGUCUGUAGCUGACAUGGUGUCUCUCCCAUCAAAUCUCCUUGCCACCUUCCCUAACCUGAGAGAGCUAAACAUUUCGGGGAAUCAUCUUCGGGAUGAGAAUUUGCAAAUGUUAGUGCCGGCAAAGCAUUUGGAACUUCUUGAUUUGUCGCGAAAUCAAAUCAAUGGGAUUGAUAUGCGCAUCGUGAGUCUCCUCACCGAGAUUCAAGAUGUCAAUCUCGCCAACAAUCCCAUCAUUUGCGAUCGAUGCCACAUGGGAGCUCUCAUUGAUAGAGCUCACACGCUCAAGUGGAGCAAACUUCCCAGUUGUUACCUCCCCGAGAGCUACAGGGGCACACAAAUUUCCAACAUUGAUGGCGGUGGACUCGACUUUUGUGUGUCUCUGGACGAUGAAGAGGAUGAGGAUACCAAUGCCGCAAGCACGUCUCGGAACAUCCUCAGUCAAGGCAGCCUCAAUAUUUUAGCCCUAAUGGCGGGAUUACUGUUCAUCAUCCUCGCGGUUCUCAUUCUUGGCAUCGUCGUGUGCUACUCCCGGCACAGAGCACGCUACUACACUCACGAGGACAAGCGAGAUCUGGGUGCUACGGAGAAGACCAUCGAUCCACCGGCUACAAUCACAAGCAAUGAGAUUAACUUCAAAUUCCCCAUUGAUGAUCACGUGUGCAUCACGGACGAAUUGUGCCUGCCACCACCGCCACCACCACCCACAAAGCAAGCCCCAGUAAUGGGAUGAGAAGACCCCCAAGCCGGACAUUCUGGCGAUGGGCAGGAAAGAUCCGGAUAAAAGUGGACUUUUGCGGUGAGUUUUUGACGAAGGAUGAAAACGUUGCGUGGUCAGCACGAAAAGUAAGCAAAAAAGAAAAGAAUUCACGUGAUAUGUAGGUUCUAA